Haliotis rubra (blacklip abalone) is the source of this 2266-nucleotide messenger RNA. RefSeq names its product fibropellin-1-like. Lineage: Eukaryota; Metazoa; Mollusca; Gastropoda; Lepetellida; Haliotidae. The coding region runs from base 167 to 2266 and encodes 699 amino acids. Gene Ontology annotation, molecular function: calcium ion binding; Notch binding. The record is from RefSeq and is a predicted model, not a curated record. Gene Ontology annotation, biological process: Notch signaling pathway; cell communication. The transcript is spliced from 5 exons. Gene Ontology annotation, cellular component: membrane.
CGUCAGUGGUAAAUGCAGCGGUGCGUACAUCGCCACCGAUGUCACAUACGACGCCAACAACGUCACCUUCGACGACCACAUAGGCAACCAAACGCUGAACCCCGUUGUUCUGCACCUACCUGACUGGCACCCACAAGGCACCGGGACGCCUUUCUUGAUAAACGUGAUGGACAGUAAUACUGGCUCUUCAGACGUCCCCAUUGACGUGUUCAACACCACCCUUACAACUCCCUUGACAACGAACUCCACUGAUGUGGUCUCGCUGACGUUGACUGGCACGAGGACGAGUACUGUGCUAGUGUUAGACGUCAACGUCGGGUGCACCCCCAACUACUACGGCCAUGACUGCUCCAUCAACUGCACCACCACCUACAUUAACUCCUACUGCGACCACACGACUGGGAUCAUUCACUGCAACAAAGGUUGGCACGGCGACAAGUGUGAAGAGGACAUCGACGAGUGCUCCCAGUCUCAACUGAAUCGAGUAUGUCCGGUUAACAGCACAUGCGCAAAUUCCGCCGGAAGUUACACGUGCACCUGCAACGAAGGCUGGACAGGGCUAUCAUGUAACAUAACCCAAUCGUUGUGUGCAACUAACCCAUGUAAAAACAAUGGUACCUGUGUCAGUGGCUCUAUAACGUUCUCCUGCAGUUGUUCGCAAGGGUGGUCAGGGCCGACCUGUGAGACAUAUACCCCCGGGUGUGACCCCAACCCAUGUUAUAAUGGGGGUACAUCUGACGCGAAUAAUUCAACUUGCGCAUGCGCUUCUGGCUGGUCCGGACUUAAAUGUGAGACUUUCAUCGGUUUUUGUCACAACAACCCAUGUCUAAACAACGGCACAUGUUUUGACGGAACACACACCUAUCAGUGCGUCUGUGAGUCUUCCUGGCAUGGAGAUCGCUGUGAAUUAGAAACCAAUGAAUGUGAGGCAGGUGCUUGUGUGAAUGGCGCUACGUGUACCAAUACCCCUGGUGGGUUCAUCUGUAACUGUUCUAGAGGCUGGACGGGGAAUAACUGCUCAACAGAUAUAAAUGAAUGCCUAUCAAAACCAUGUCUGAACCAAGGCGCCUGUGUCAACUCACUGGGCAGCUUUCACUGCAUCUGUAGCUUGGACUGGUCAGGAAGCAUGUGCGAACAUUUCAUCGGGCCAUGUCACGGAGGCUCAUGUGACAAUGGGGGCACGUGCCAGGGCAACGAGACUGGUUCCUGGUGCGUCUGUCCGUCUGGCUGGACCGGAGCUCAUUGUGAACAAGAUGUCGAUGAGUGUAAACUGAACCUUUGUGAUCAUUCCACAGGAUGCAGAAACUCCAACGGCAGCUACCAGUGUGAGUGUAUGGAUGGAUGGAAGGGACAGAAGUGUGACGAGGACAUUGAUGAAUGUUUACUUGGUAUUUGCGUCCACGGCAGUUCAUGUUAUAACUAUGACGGCGGAUAUAACUGUAGCUGUAGACCUGGAUGGAAGGGGUUGACCUGUCAGUACAGACAAGAUGCCUGUGCUCCACCCAGUCCGUGUGGUAACGGGGGAACCUGCUCCAACACUAACGAGGGCUACAGAUGUCACUGCCCAGCUGGAUACACCGGACAACAGUGCCAGACACAAAUUGAUGAAUGUUCGGCCGGACCUUGUCAGAACAAUGCGACGUGUGUGGACGUUCCAGGAGGGUACAAGUGUACCUGCAGCAGCUACUGGACAGGCCACGACUGCGACAUUGACGUCAAUGAGUGCCUCAAACCGCAGUGUCUCAACAACGGCACAUGUGUCAAUUACGAUGGCGGAUUCCGCUGUGCGUGUCCCGGCAACUGGACAGGAAGUGUUUGUGGAGAUUUCGUUGAUAACUGUACCUGGAAGCCAUGUUUAAAUGGGGGCAGUUGCACUGACCACUUCUACGGCUACACCUGCUCCUGUCCGCACGGGUGGACCGGUCAGCGAUGUGAUGUGGCUGUUGACCUUUGUGCAAACAGUCAGUGUAGUCAGGGAUCAACUUGUUUGGUGACAGAUGGUCAAGUCACCUGUAUCUGUGCGUCUGGUUUGACUGGUCCAUUGUGUUCCACCACGAUAGACCCGUGCAUGGGCAUCCCGUGCUCUAACAAUGGGACAUGUGUCACAAAAGACACAACCUUCCUGUGUAUCUGUGUUCAUCCUUGGUCUGGGACCAACUGUAACAUGAAACUUGAAGCUACAUAUGCAUCUUCACCAACUACCGUGUCAUCUACAAAGACCUCAACAAGGUUCGACAUCGUCUACACCGAGGUCUACUGCAAUUAG